UUUCACCGGAAAUAUCCUUUAAUCGUCGCUGUGGGACUCGGAGCAGCAGAUUGUAGCCAACCGGAGGUGUAAAACUAACGGAGAAAUUGUCUGGAUUUAUUGCUACAAUAGGCUACUGAUCGAAGAGCAGCAGGAUGAACAGCGCAGCUGUGUAUCCCCCUCCCACUGCCCCUGCAGCCAACAUGUUUGGCAACGUGCCUGGAUAUGAAGGCACUUUGGCUGGAGGAGGAGGUUUCCUGCCCCCUCCUAUGCCCAUGGAGCCUGUAGCCCCGCCCCAACCCGGCCCUGCACCUGCCGACUGGAGCAUCCCUGCACUGCCGGAGGAUGUGGCUCGUGAGGCGUUCAAGAGCUUUGUUUCGUCCAACUGCUGCUACAGUAACGGUCCCGUCAACGAUGGAGUCAUCACCAGCAUGGAGCCAUGCAACACCUACAGGUAUCGACUGGAGACAUUCACCGAGUCCCGGUCAACUGAGUGGGCCCACAAACCUCAUGAAGGUGAGCCGGCUGACUUCUACACCCAGACUGCACCACGGCCCUGGGAGAUCCAGGCCACCACGACUCCCAGCCUCUUCACCAAUCACACGGAGGAGAUCCGCGUGCCCUACACCUCCUCCAUCAAGGAGUGCCACAGCUGCCAUUCCAAAGGGAUGAUGCCGUGCAAUGAGUGCCAUGGAGAUGGAUUUAAACCGUGCUGGGUGUGUAACGGCUCUGGGAUGAAGACUGAUGAACACUGCUCGCACUGUAAUGCUACAGGCAAAGACAGGUGUACCAUGUGUGAUGCUAAGGGUACGAAGAAGUGUGAAACCUGUAAUGGAAAGGGACAACUGCUAACCUACAUCAAGGUCAAAGUGGAGUGGACUAACCAUGUGGAGGACCACGUGGUGGAGCAGAACUGUGGUCUGAAGAUCGAUGAUCUUCGUUCAGUGAGCGGGAAGGAGCUGUUCAAGAACAACCAGUACCUGCUCUACCCGCUGCUCGGGUUCCCAAACCCGGCCAUCUCUGAGGCCUCUGAGCGUCUGGUCAGAGAUCACCAAAGCAAGUACACCCAGACCUCCAGGAUCCUGCAGCAGAGGCAGACUGUCGAGCUGAUCCCCAUCACUAAGGUGAACUAUAAGUGGAAGGGCGACUCUCACGUCUACUUCGUCUACGGCAAAGAGAACCAAGUCAGCGCUGACAAUUACCCAGCAACCUGCUGCUGUGUCAUCCUGUAGAGAGACACACACACACACACACACACACACACAC
Messenger RNA from Sander lucioperca (pikeperch), 1245 nucleotides. RefSeq names its product protein SSUH2 homolog. The record is from RefSeq and is a predicted model, not a curated record. The coding region runs from base 135 to 1211 and encodes 358 amino acids. Lineage: Eukaryota; Metazoa; Chordata; Actinopteri; Perciformes; Percidae. The transcript is spliced from 12 exons.